CUCUCUUUCUCUCUUCUCUAUUGAUGUGUAAACACUCAUAUAAAGUUUAAUAUACAACUUUUAUUUGUUGUUUUUUUUCGUUUUUUGUGACAUGAAACGAUUAGAUAAAAUUUCAACUAGUAAAGCUAACUGAUAAGACACGCCAACAACAAAAUUAAUAGUAAAACAAAUAUUUAAUAUUGAUAGAUGGACGGGCGGACGGACGGAUUGAGGGUUUUACGGAAUUAGUAAGACAACAUUUAUUUAUACAAACAACAAUAUUUGAAGAAAGAAAAAUUGAAAACAAAAAUAUUUCUUAACAUUUAAAUUCUGAAUUUAGUUGUAUUCCAGACAUUGGUGUUUAAUAUCGAAUUGUAUAAAGGAAGUGAGCGCAAGCGGGAAGUAUUGUGCCGGUUGAUCAAUAGCAAAUUCAAUUAUACAAAAUUUUGAAAAUCAAUUUGUGUGAAAAGUGUAAAUUUAAUAUUGAAUGAAUUAUUGAUAUAAUUAUUAGAACAACAACAAUUUAAAUAACAAAUUAUUUUGAAUUUAUUGAAUUAAAUAAAAGUGAACAGAAAUUAAAAAUGUUAACAGAAUUUGCUGGUAAUUUGGCUCAUCAUUUAGAAUUUGGUCAUGCUUUGGAAAUUGUUGCAAAAACUAUCGAUGGAGCUUCUAGAUUCAAUUUAACUUUAGCUUCAGCUAAAUCUGUCAUUAACCCCAAUGCUGAUAUUGGUUUAAGAUUUACAGUGUAUUUCCGUGACGAUUGUAUAGUGCGAAAUGCACGCAUUAACGGGGUUUGGGGUGAAGAGGAAAUAAAAAAUGUUGACAAUUACUCCUUGCCGAAUCCCAUAACAUCAGGAGACUUUUUCAUGAUUUAUAUUUUGGCAUGUGAAGAAAAAUUCCACAUAUCCAUUAACAGUCGCCCGUUCUGUACAUUUAAAUAUCGUUUGCCAUUGGAAUCUUUAAGAUCACUUGAAUUACGCGAUCAAAUACAAGUUAUAAAACAAAUAGAUCAUCGUACAGUAUUCCCAAAUCCUUGGCCUGCUAUACACACAUCGGAUUAUUUUAAGGCCUUUAGUAAUGAUGCUCCCAUAUUGUAUAGUCCUGGACAUGUUAUUGUAAUAACUGCACGUUGUUUUGAUAAUAAAAAGGGACAAUUUAUUAUCAAAUUUAUGGAAUCGGAUAGUAAACGUGAAGAUUUUCAUUUUAGUGUAAGAUUUGAUGAGAAGGCAGUGGUUCGUAAUAGUCAUGAUAAGAAUUUCAAAUUUGGUCCUGAGGAGCGUCAUGGCGGUUUCCCAUUUGUCUUCAAUCAACAAUUUAAACUUGCCAUUGCCUUUACGGAAAAGGAAUUCUUAACAGCUGUGGAUGGUUAUAAUUUCUGCAGUUAUGCUUACCGACAGCCAAAUAUGUUACAAAAUCUUGUUGGUUUUAAGGUGACCUGCAUAAAUGGUCUACAUAUGCAUGUCACCGGUGUGGAUCACAUACAAAUGGGUGAUGCCUUGUGCACAAGUUUCGAAAAGUAUUCUAGAUUUGACUAUGAAUGUGCCUAAAUGUUUCUUUAUUUUUCUUUUUAAGUAAAUUUAAAUUUAAUUAAAUAAAUUAAAAUAAAAAACAA
Molecule: messenger RNA, 1591 nt
Organism: Lucilia cuprina (Australian sheep blowfly)
Lineage: Eukaryota; Metazoa; Arthropoda; Insecta; Diptera; Calliphoridae
Product: 32 kDa beta-galactoside-binding lectin
Exons: 3
Coding region: 561-1526 (321 amino acids)
Molecular function (GO): galactoside binding; carbohydrate binding
Source: RefSeq, a predicted model, not a curated record